CGGAAGUGAAACUGGAGUUCCUCUCCGGGAGCUGCGCUCUUUGCUCAGACAUGAGUUCGCUGGGGUUUGACGGACUGUUGCUCCUUAUCUCUGACGAACUGACUCGCGAUCAGCUCGACGCGCUCAAGUUCCUGUUCCGCGGGGUGAUCGGGAAGAGGGACUUGGAGAAGGUGGACAAAGGCGUCAAACUGUUUCAGCUGCUGUUCGACAGAAGCCUGCUGAGUCCGGACCAGACGGACUUGCUGGCCGAAAACUUGUGCUUGAUCAAGCGAGCGGAUCUGUCGGAGCGAUUACGGAAUUUCCACCGUGGACCGGAGGAACCCGGGAAAAAAGAGUUGGACCUCGCCACUGAUGUGUUGGCCGACCACCUGGGCAGGUCGUGGCGCAAGCUAGCGCGGAAGCUGGCCUUGACGGAGGCGAGGAUCGACUCGGUGGCCGCGAAGCACCCGACCGACCUGGAGGAGACCAUCAGGGAACUGAUGAAGGAGUGGCGGAGGAAGCGAGGAGCAGACUGUCAGGUGUCGGAGUUGAUCGAGGCCCUGCGGUCGUGUCAGUUCAACCUCACGGCUGACACUUUGGAGGACAAGCUGAGAGCCGCAGGCUUUGCACUGACCUGACGCGUCCAAUUGGGAAUCGGAGCGGAGAUCGACCUUGUUACAAAAUGUUACCACCUGAUGUGGUGAGACCUUUAAAAACAGGAGCGUUGAUAGACUGUACCAGAGAUUUGGUCAAUAAUUCCUAUGUUUAACUUUUCUUUUGCUGAAUACCCUGAGGAUCAAAUGUCAGAAUCUUCUUGUCUGCUGCUCUGCUGGGCCUUCAAGAUGAUACCUUCUCCCUGUUAGUCUUCCACUGAGCGAGUCGUAUUUUAUUAAAAAUAUUCAGAUUUGAAUUUCUUUGGAAUCUUUCGCCUUCCUGCACUGAAGACCCAUUUAUGCUCAAAGUUACGGACAGAUUCUUCUGUCCGUGCUCUGCCUUCAUUUAACCCGUAUUUCUGCAUGUUUCCACAAAGCCUAAGGGCCAAACGGAGCAGUACCACUGGAAACCAUGGGGGGCAGUGUUGCUGUUACCAUCUGAUACGCAGCUCUAAUGAGACAUGAAGAAGACAUAACAACGGCAGGAAUUCUCCGUCCUCCAGUGGUGAUAUAUUUAACAUCCUCACCAACCACCGCCUCCUACAACUCUGCCUCUGUUUCCUCUCAUGAGCAAGAGCUACCUGAUCAGUACUCUUCCACAGUCGCCAUGUUGGUUUUGGAGUUUGUUCUUGUCAGAAACCUUUGACUCUGUGCUGCUCCCCCUGGUGGAUAUAUUGGUGAACAGCAAUACCAUCGCAAAGAAGGCAUGGAAGCAUGUGCGCAGUGACAGUUUGAAACAUACAAGUACAAUUUCGUCCAUAAAGGGAGCAUAAACAGGCCUUAAAAGGAAACUUGUGUUUCCGAUGUUCUGUAGUUCCGAUUCCCUUAAUGGCUUCUCACCGCUGCUGCUCGCACACAUCACAACGCACAAUUGAGCUCCAAUAAAGCAACUUUCAUGUGAUUGUGUUGGAGGGAAUGUGUUAUUCUGACACUCUCUCAGUGCUUUCUGGGUACUUCCGUUAUACAAGGGGCAGAUAUGCGAUGCAAAUAGAGUUCGUGUUUGUACUUUGGCUUGAUCGAAACUCAAAGACAAAUAAACAUAUUCUGUCGUGUCAUGUUGGUGCACCAAUA
Synchiropus splendidus (mandarinfish) is the source of this 1703-nucleotide messenger RNA. It is a transcript of the gene fadd, whose product is annotated as Fas (tnfrsf6)-associated via death domain. The transcript is spliced from 2 exons. Gene Ontology annotation, molecular function: protein binding. Bases 51 to 617 code for a protein of 188 amino acids. Lineage: Eukaryota; Metazoa; Chordata; Actinopteri; Syngnathiformes; Callionymidae. Gene Ontology annotation, biological process: signal transduction; regulation of apoptotic process. The record is from RefSeq and is a predicted model, not a curated record.